Truncatella angustata is the source of this 978-nucleotide messenger RNA. RefSeq lists its product as uncharacterized. Gene Ontology annotation, molecular function: DNA-binding transcription factor activity, RNA polymerase II-specific; zinc ion binding; RNA polymerase II cis-regulatory region sequence-specific DNA binding. The transcript is spliced from 2 exons. NCBI's taxonomy places the organism in Eukaryota, Fungi, Ascomycota, Sordariomycetes, Amphisphaeriales, Sporocadaceae. The record is from RefSeq and is a predicted model, not a curated record. Gene Ontology annotation, biological process: negative regulation of transcription by RNA polymerase II; positive regulation of transcription by RNA polymerase II. The coding region runs from base 1 to 978 and encodes 325 amino acids.
AUGGCUACAUUACCACCAACGCCCACUCCUACCAUGGCGACUAACCACGAGUCUACACAGCCGGUAUGCCAGAACUGCCAGACCAGCACCACGCCCCUAUGGCGUCGCGACGAGAUGGGAUCUGUUCUCUGCAACGCCUGUGGUCUCUUCCUCAAGCUGCAUGGCCGCGCUCGGCCCAUCUCGCUCAAGACCGAUGUCAUCAAGAGCCGCAAUCGCGUCAAGACCGUGCGGCCGGAUAUGCAGAUGAAGAAGAAGCAAAACCUUCCUGCUUCCGCUAUGGACCCCAACGGCCUCGGCAUGCACGUACAAGACGCUGCGACCGCCGCAGCCCUCGCCGCUGUUCGACGAACAUCGCAACAUAAAGUUAAUGGCCACGACGAGUCUCCGCUUUCGCGCACUGGCACUCCCUCCAUGUACGAUCCUAGUCUGAUGUACACCAACGGUGUCGACGGCCACCACUACCAGUCACCCGCCCUACCGCAAUACCCCAUGCCCGAUGGUACUUCCAAUGGGCACGACCCUGCUGCCAACGGCGAGGCGCAUCCCGACAUCACCGAGACUCGCGAACAACUAGUCGCCGCCAACUCCAGUCUCAAGACGCGGGUCAGCGAGCUCGAAGUCAUCAAUGAACUCUAUCGCGGCCGCCUGACUCAGCUUGAAACAGAUUCGCAGAAUGCGGACAACUUCCGUCACCAAGCAGAGGAAGCCCUCAAGGCCGAAGCCCAUGAGCGUCAGAUACGCGAGGAUAUCCAGCGAAAGCAGGAGGACACUCAGCGACAGCUUGAGGACAGCCACCGAAGGGAAAACAGCCUCAAGCGCAGACUUGAUGAUAUUGAGCAGGAGCUCAAGGAUGCGGACGACAAGAUCAAGCAACUGGAAGAGACUGAGUCGGAUCGCCCAGCCAAGAAGCCCCGCAUCGAAGAGGAGCCGAAGAAAGAAGAGUCCGAAGCCGCACCGACGCCACAGUCACCCUCCUAG